AAGGAAGAUAGGGGAGGAAUAAGAGCCUCUCGAGAAGCUCUCAGGCGAAAAACGAGGGAACGAGAUGGUGACGACCACCACCACCACCACCAGCACCACUACAGGCCCGUUUAGCACCAACCAGUUCAACUCAAGGAUUAUACGUCACAGUCUGCCGCAGCUAACAUCGGAGAGAAAGUCGAGGACUUUUAGUUUGAGGUGCGCAUUGUUCCCCCAUGAAAGGCGGGAAAGCAGGCGGUUGGUCUCGAUCUCCCUCGUCCUCUUCCAUUGUGUCUCUAUCUCUAGAGAUGCAAUGGCAGGCAGCCCAUUUGAUAAUUAUGUGAAAAGGAAAAAGCUUGAGCCAUUGGAGGCUUAUGUACCAGCUAUUAUCUUGACAGAGAUGCAGAUUACAGAAUUGGGUAAAACACUGGAAGCUGACCAGCCUCAGUAUGCUGCAUGUCGGAGUCUGUUACGUGCUGGCCCAGCAUCAUCAUUACGCAUGAACAUUCGAGCAGUAGCACAGUAUGCAAACGAAGUUGGCAAUGAUAAAACUGCUUCCAAUGAUGUCGAUCAAUGUCUCAGAGCCUUGGAAGAACUUGAUUCACUGUUACUACAUGCAUCAAGAAAUCAGCCUGGAGCUUCAGUUAAAUCAAUGAAAUCAAAUAUUGGUGUAGCUGUUAAUGCAUUAAACAGCCUACUUCAGACAGUCCCCACCGAUGUACUGGAAAAGUGCAAGGCUAUAGCUGAUGCAUACAACGCUCCAGAAGAAGAUUUUGCAGCGGAAAACUUGGAUCCGAAUUUGAAGCAGUUACAAUCUAUACUGUGAUCAGGCAAGCUAUAUUCGGUAUGUACAGUUCGUGAUUACAGCCAGCCAUAAGGAUACCAUAUUGUUUUUUAUAUCUACUAUUGCGAUGAGGGUAUCUGUAUCUUCACACAUGUUUUUUAAUUACAUAGUCAAAAAGAUUUGUGGAUGAAUCACAUGUUUAGAUUUUCAUAAUCAUAUGAAUUACAUCUGUUCGUCC
This is a messenger RNA of Cynara cardunculus var. scolymus (artichoke), 1001 nucleotides long. RefSeq lists its product as uncharacterized. The transcript has 7 exons. The record is from RefSeq and is a predicted model, not a curated record. NCBI's taxonomy places the organism in Eukaryota, Viridiplantae, Streptophyta, Magnoliopsida, Asterales, Asteraceae. Bases 65 to 805 code for a protein of 246 amino acids.